Messenger RNA from Acinonyx jubatus (cheetah), 2797 nucleotides. Its product is annotated as cationic amino acid transporter 3-like. Gene Ontology annotation, cellular component: plasma membrane. Bases 860 to 2617 code for a protein of 585 amino acids. Gene Ontology annotation, molecular function: amino acid transmembrane transporter activity. The record is from RefSeq and is a predicted model, not a curated record. Lineage: Eukaryota; Metazoa; Chordata; Mammalia; Carnivora; Felidae. The transcript has 4 exons. Gene Ontology annotation, biological process: amino acid transport; transmembrane transport.
UUUGUCCUUUUGCCUGGACUUUAUCUUUCCUCCCCAUGUAACCGCUAUUGCUCCCUCCCUGAUGCCCUGGACCUAUAGCCCUGUUCCUCAGCAUCAUAGCAUUUCUGCUCUGUCUACACAGGCCUCCCCCUGCAUUUCUUCCUUCUGCCCUCCCUUGCUCUGUCCCAGGCAGCUGCCACCUCCCAUUUCCUGUCUAGGCCCUCUGUCUGUUUCUGCCUGGGUUAUUUUUCAGACUGACCCUUCUCUAGGUGGGUUUUGGGUGUGGUUGCUGAUCUUCCAACCCCCUUCCAUGGGGGCCUUUCUGGCCCCUCCAGAGUUCCACUUUGGCCUGUUUCCUUCUCCCCCUUCCUGUUGUGAAGCUGCAGCCAUUGCCUCUGGCUCCCAGUCUCUGCCAGGACUCUCCUGGUUGUGUGGGGCAGUGGUGAAGCAGGAGGUCUUGGACUGAGCUGGAAUCCCAGCCCUGUUCCUCUCCAUGUAGCCUCUUCACCUGGACUCACUCACAUGUAAACGAAAAAGAAAAGAAAUGAAAAAGAGGAAAAAAGAAAAAGAAAAAAUAAAAAGGAAAUUGUUUGAAAAUUUGAAAAGCAGUGGAACCGCUUUUCCCCGUGUGGCCCAAGAACCUCCCGGACUCCACUUUAUUCCUGGGGAUUCACCUUUCCCACCAGAGCACCACCAGGAUUUAUGAAGGGCUAUCACAUACCAGAUGAAAUACAAAGCAGGAGCUUUGAAGCCUGAGUAAUGGACCUUGGCAGCCCCAACUCAACUUGGCUUAAUUCAGCCUUACCGAACCAGAUCCCACUCUGCUCCCUGGACUUGCUGUAGCUCUCUGAUCCUGGAAUCCUCUUCAGUUCCAGCUAGAAUGCUGCAUCAGACACUUCGUAGAUUUGGUCAAAAACUGGUAUGCAAACUGAGGCUGAAGGAACCAGUGGCUGAGGAUGACCCACAGAGAACACUGAACACUCUGGAUUUAGUGGCCCUGGGUGUGGGCAGCACAGUGGGUGUAGGUGUGUAUGUCCUGGUUGGUGAGGUGGUCAGCAAUCAAGCAGGACCAUCUUUUGUGAUAUGCAUUUUGGUGGCUGGCCUAUCUUCUGUGUUGACUGGGCUGUGCUAUGCAGAGAUUAGUGCCCGUAUUUCCCAAUCUGGCUCUGCAUAUCUCUACAGCUUUGUCACUAUAGGUGAAAUCUGCGCCUUCAUCAGUGGCUGGAACCUCAUCCUCUCCUUUGUUGCUGAGAGAGCCAUUGUGUUCAGCACAUGGAUCUUAACUUUUGAGAACCUGCGUGGGAACCGCCUCUCUCAGACUGUGCAAGAGAGCAUCUCAGCACACGUUCCCCCUGUCCUUACAGAAUAUCUAGAAUUCUCUGCCCUGGGUUUUGUGUUGUUGUUCAUGGAAUUCAGGAAUAUUUGGUAUUUCAGGUCAUUUUCGACUUCCACACCUGCCAAAGUGGUCAUAUUGGUGAAACUUUUGGCUCUCAGCUUUGUCAUAACCUCUGGCUUCAUUAAGGGGGACCUGAACAACUGGAAGCUCACAGAAGCAGACUAUGUAAAGGCUGGACUCAAUGACACCUCUACACUGGGCCCUCUGGGCGAUGGAGGAUUUGUGCCUUUUGGCUUCAAGGGGAUUCUCCGUGGAGCAGCUACCUGUUACUAUGCAUUUAUAGGUUUUGACUAUAUUGUUACCAAAGUUGAAAACGCCCAGAAUCCCCAGUGUUCCAUCCCCAUGGGCAUUAUGGUUUCACUGUUCAUCUGCUUUUUGUUGUAUUUUGGUGUCUCUUCAGCACUUACGCUUAUGGUACCUUACUACCAGCUCCAACCUGGGAGCACCUUGCCUGAGGUAUUUCUCCAUAUUGGCUGGGUCCCUGCCUACUACGUGGUAGCUUUUGCAUUCCUGUGCAUUCUUUCUGCCAGUCUUUCACACUUUGUGAGGCCGAUACAUCGGGUAUUAUACAUGAUGGCAAAGGAUGGCCUCCUGUUCCGUUUCCUUAUCCAUAUCUCUUACUUCCAAUAUGCUGUUAUCAUGAACAUUGUGAUUGUUGGACCUAUUGCAGCCAUUAUAUUCUUCUUUGGAGUCACUGAUCUCUUGGACCUAAGUGCAGUUGGGUCACUGAUUUCUCGCUCCCUCGUUGCUCUUUGUGUUCUCAUCCUCAGGUACCAGCCUGAGGAAAAUGAAGCAGAGGUGCAAGAGGAGGAUGUAUCUGCAGCAGAGAAGCUGACUCUACAACGACUACUUUUUCCAGGCAGUCCCACCCCCACUCCACUCUCUGGCUGGGUUGUCCGUGUUUGCUCCUCACUGCUUGUUCUGCUGCUCACUCUUCUUUGCCUGGUGCUGACUCAGGGGCCAGUUCUGCUUUCUGGAGACCCAGUGUGGAUUUCAGUGGUUGUAGUGCUCCUGGUGCUCAUCACUGGGCUCACUGGGGUCAUCUGGAGACAGCCUCAGAUCUCCGGUUCCCUUCACUUUAAGGUCCCUGCUCUGCCUCUCCUCCCACUACUGAGCUUCUUUGUGAAUGUUUGCCUUAUGAUGCAGAUGACAGCUGCCACCUGGGUGUCAUUUGGUGUCUGGAUGCUGAUUGGGUUUGCUCUCUACUUCAGCUAUGGGAUCCAGUGCAGCUUGGUCGCUUAACUUCACUUAAGUUAGGGCCAAAACUGUAGACCUUGAACUCAGCAGUGUGUGUACACAUUUGGCUUGACAUCAUCACACCUGAAUGCAGUCUGGUCCCCCUGACCAACAAUGGAGAGUACUCUUUAAUACAUGGAAACGUAGGCCUCCCAUGGCAUAUUGGUGGGGGAAAGUUAAUAGAGU